UGGCGGCGUUGAAGCGUACCGAGAGGUGCUCGCUAGGCUGACACCUGAGAGGCCCCAUAGGUCCGCAGGAGGUGCAGAAGGGAACUGGGACUUUCAAUAUCUGGAACAGAGGCUCCGGGCUGAACCGGCGUCGCUCUGAGGGUUCUCUAUCCAGAAUGACUUCCAUCACCACAGAGAAUAUAGAAGAGCUCAGCAGGUCCAUCAGUGUUGACUUAGGAGAAAGCAAGCGGCUUGGAGCUCUCCUGCUUUCCAGUUUCCAGUUUUCAGUUCAGAAACUGGAACCUUUCCUAAAGGACACUAUGGGCUUCAGUCUUGAAAGUUUUAGAGCAAAAGCAUCUUUUCUUUCUGAAGAGUUGGAGCAUUUUGUAGACAGCCUGGAAAAGGAUGGAACUCUACAAAAAUGUUUUGAAGAUUCAAAAGAAAAACCAUUAGAUUUGAAUCUAGAAGCAUCAGUGGCUGAGAUGAAGGAAUAUAUAAUGAAGUUUUCAUUAGAACAGCAGACUUGGGAUCAGCUCUUGCUGUGCUACCAGAAGCAGGCGCUACUAGAAGAGCCAUCCAGUGCUCAAACAGAACUAGACCACUACAUCCUGCUGGUCGGGGUCCUAGAGGUCAGCCUUCUGGAGCAUGGAGCUAGUGGGAGAAAGACAGAUGAGCUGCAAGGAUCUGUGAAGCAGCUAUAUGCUUUUAUGGAUGAAAGUACCCAGUGCCUCCAGAAGGUGUCAGUACAGCUUGAGAAAAGAAGCAUGCAACAAUUAGAUACUUCACCUGCUCGAAAACUGCUCAGACUUCAGUUACAGAACCCGCCUACCCCUUUCUGCUCCGGAUCUUAUCAGUGAGCUUGUCUGGCUUUUCCACCACACAUGCUCAGAGGGUAAAACUAGGAAGACUUCCUCAGUAUGUGGUGACUGCAUGGCAGUCUGAGCCAGGCGCUCCAUCCUUCGCUUUUAAGGACAACUGCAUGGCUGUAGAGCACUUAAUCUUUUCUGAGUGAUAGAAUUUACACAUCCAAAAGAACAUUGCCAAGACAUUUUUCCCAGGAAUGUGCAAAAUGCUUGAAAUUUCCUUGUGAAACAGUCUUCAGAACCCGUGUUUCAUUCUUUUUAAGUACUCUUCAUGGUCAGAUAUCUAAUCUUGUGGAGAUAUUUUUCAGGUUUUGAAAUAAUCCAAAUCAUUUAGGCCAGGUGUGGUGGUACAAACCUGUAGCCUGUAAUCCCAGCACUCCGGAGG
Molecule: messenger RNA, 1227 nt
Organism: Octodon degus (degu)
Lineage: Eukaryota; Metazoa; Chordata; Mammalia; Rodentia; Octodontidae
Gene: Dsn1
Product: DSN1 homolog, MIS12 kinetochore complex component
Exons: 10
Coding region: 156-836 (226 amino acids)
Biological process (GO): cell division; mitotic sister chromatid segregation
Cellular component (GO): MIS12/MIND type complex
Source: RefSeq, a predicted model, not a curated record